UUCGCCUACAGGAAAAUAAAUGCGUCAACUUUUGUGUUUUGGAGUUUUCCUCGUCUGUGUUUUUUUGUGUUGACAGGUGAAGAGAGUCCCGACCCACACCUUGGGAACCCCUGGUCUAGAGCAGCCCUAUUCAAUUAGCGGCCUGCAGGCCACAUGCGGCCCGAAACCAACUUGUUGUCUGCUGUCUGUGUCUCAGAGUGAAGAUGAAUGAGGACGCCUUCGAGGUCCCAGAGAGGACCGAGUACCGCUACCUGGUCCAGGAGGAGGGGGAGGAGGAGCCGCAGUUUGUGCGUCACAGACAUUACAUCAGCCCUCUGCUGGUGCUCUCCAGACGCUGCAUCUUCAUCAUCUGCCUCGGCGUGCUCGGUCUGCUCUCGCUCGCCGCCUACCUGGGCUACAUCGCGCAGACGCUGCCUCCUGGCCUCGCACAGGUGACCACGGACUGCGGAGAGUUCCGAGGAAGACACAAAGAUGGAGCGUACUCCUUCAAAGGAAUGCGCUACGCCGCUCCGCCCGUCGGUGACCUGCGUUGGGCCCCGCCAGCUGAUCCAGAGUGCAGGAGCAGGCUGGCAGACGCGGGACGAUUCGGCAGCUCGUGCGCUCAGGCGAGGCCUCUGACGAGCACGGGGAAGGAGAUGGGUCAGGAGGACUGUCUCUUCAUCAACGUGUGGACGCCCUCGCUGCAGCCGGAGGCCAAGCUGCCCGUCGUGGUGUGGAUUCACGGAGGAGGCCUGAUGAUUUUCAGUGGAGGAGAGCAGGGAUACUCGCCCACAGAGAAGCUCUCUGCAGACACCGGGAUAGUUUACGUCAGCUUCAACUACAGACUCAACGCCUUCGGGUUCCUGGCACUGGAGCUCCUGAGAGAAGGUUCUCCAAAGAAUAACUCAGGGAACUAUGGCUUCAUGGACCAGAUCGCAGCUCUGAAGUGGGUCCAGAGGAACAUCCACGUGUUUGGAGGAGAUCCUGGGAAAGUCACCAUACUUGGACAGAGCGCAGGUGGGACAUCAGUCCGCGUCCUCAUGAUGUCACCGCUGGCGAAGGGUCUCUUCCACGGGGCGGUGGACAUGAGCGGCUCGUACGUCAGGAACAGCACACUGGAACAGGCCGAGUCCGACAACCUGGUGUUUCUGAGGAAGACGGGCUGCAAAGACCUGACCUGCCUCAGAGGACUGCCCAUCAAACAGAUCCUGGAGGCCGCCCCGUGGGAGGAGUAUCCGUCCUGGUCAAUAGAUCUAUCAGACCUCCCCGUCAGAGGAAUCUUCGCCGGUCAGAUCGUCGUGACGGACGGAUACGUCCUGGAAGGUAACCCUUUCGAGGUGUGGGAGAAGAAAGGAGACUACAAUGACGUCCCCUUUGUGAUCGGGACGACGGAGCAGGAAGCCGACGUCAGUCCUCACUCUCCAAACAUCACCAUGUGGACGUGGGGGGACUACCACUGGUUUGUGAGAGAAAAUCUUCAGACCUUCUCUGAGAGUCUUCCCAAUGACGUGUUGGACCUAUAUCCAAGCUCCCAACCCUGCCCCACCACAGACCGCUGUCCAGAGAGGGCUUACACCACCAUGGUGUCCGACGUCAGGAGCACCUGUCCCAACAACGACCUGGCCUGGAGGGCUGCAGCGGCCCUCCACAGCCCCGUGUAUCGAUACGUGGUGACGUACACGCCGUCAGGACCCGUGACCUCGUUCAGCGACCUGCUGCCGUUCCCCAGCCGCUUCUCCUUCCACUCUCUGGACAUCUUGGCGUUCUUUGGAGGGCUGGAGGACGCUUUGGGGAAACCUCUGUCUGACGAAGACAGGAAGUUCCAGGAUCUCAUCACACGCCACUUCGUCAACUUUGCCAAAACAGGUAAGAUGGAGAGCGAGUGGCCAGAAUACCCAUCAGCCAUUGCUGUCCUGACGGACAGCCUGUCUGUGCACCAGAACUACUCGGACGCUCGGUGUCAGCUGUGGAAGUCUAACGGCCUGUACGACUACGCCUGGAUGGACUGACGGCACACUGAAGACGGACGGACGGCGUUUCUCUGAACACUCCAUCAGUGCGCAUCAAGGUUUAAAUCACUGCUCAGGCAGACAAACACGGGUUCAACACUCCAGCUUUAAUCCUGCAGCUCAAAUCCACGUGACUCACUGUACGUGUGAAAGUUGAACAUUCAGUAUA
Messenger RNA from Notolabrus celidotus (New Zealand spotty), 2157 nucleotides. RefSeq names its product para-nitrobenzyl esterase-like. Lineage: Eukaryota; Metazoa; Chordata; Actinopteri; Labriformes; Labridae. Bases 204 to 1988 code for a protein of 594 amino acids. The record is from RefSeq and is a predicted model, not a curated record. The transcript has 11 exons.